This is a messenger RNA of Malassezia vespertilionis, 2976 nucleotides long. RefSeq names its product P-type Ca(2+) transporter. The transcript has 2 exons. Gene Ontology annotation, cellular component: membrane. Gene Ontology annotation, molecular function: ATP binding; P-type calcium transporter activity; ATP hydrolysis activity. Bases 1 to 2976 code for a protein of 991 amino acids. The record is from RefSeq and is a predicted model, not a curated record. Gene Ontology annotation, biological process: calcium ion transmembrane transport; intracellular calcium ion homeostasis. NCBI's taxonomy places the organism in Eukaryota, Fungi, Basidiomycota, Malasseziomycetes, Malasseziales, Malasseziaceae.
AUGAACGCAGCGUGGACCCGAUCGGGGCCGGAUGUGCUGAAGGCGUUCGAUACAGAUGUGCGCACAGGAUUGCUUGGUGUACAAGCAGCGCAGAGUCUUGCGAAAUAUGGUCCUAACGAACUUAAAGAGAAAGAAAACACUCCUCUUUGGCACCUGAUCCUGGAGCAAUUCCAGGACCAGCUAGUAAUUAUUUUGCUUGCAUCUGCAGUGAUUUCUCUCGUGCUUGCGUUGUUCGAAAAUGAGGGAAGUUUGGCAAACGCGCUGGUUGAACCCAGCGUAAUUUUCUUGAUCCUCAUUGCGAACGCCACUGUUGGCGUGCUGCAGGAGCGAAACGCGGAUCAAUCGAUUCAGGCGCUCCGUGAGUACUCCCCUGAAAUGGCCAUUGUUGUGCGCGACGGCGAGACGCAGUACAUCGAGGCUGCUCGCCUUGUGCCUGGCGACGUUGUCGUUCUUUCUACGGGCGACCGCGUCCCUGCGGAUUGUCGCAUUGUCGAGUUGCGCUCAAGUGAAGUUCAGGUUGACCAGGCGAUCCUCACUGGCGAGUCAGAGAGCGUGUACAAGUCGCUGGACGUUGUGCAAGACCCUCGCGCCGUGAAACAGGACAUGACAAACAUGCUGUUUGCCGGCACGACGCUUGUUUCCGGGUCUUGUCUUGCCGUUGUGGUCCUCACUGGUGCACAUACGGCUAUUGGCGACAUCCAUGCCGAGAUUGACCAGGACACCGAGUCCAAGACCCCUCUGCAAGAGAAAUUGGACGAGUUUGGCGACGUGCUGGCCAAGGCGAUUAUGGUGAUUUGUAUCCUGGUCUGGGUCGUGAACAUUGGCAACUUUUUCGAUCCCAUCCACCAUGGCUGGGUACGUGGCGCCGUGUACUACUUUAAAAUUGCCGUCGCCCUCGCAGUUGCUGCCAUUCCCGAAGGACUGGCCGCUGUCAUCACAGCGUGUCUUGCGCUCGGCACCCAGAAAAUGGCUCAGCGCAAUGCGAUUGUGCGCCAUCUUCCCAGUGUAGAGACGCUCGGCUCCACAAGCGUCAUUUGCUCGGACAAGACGGGCACACUCACGACGAACCAAAUGAGCGUCAAGCGUGUUGUACUGGCAUCCGACUUGGACCAUGCAUAUACGGUGACGGGCACGAGCUUUGGUCCCGAAGGGUCGUUUUUGGACUUGCAAGGAAAGCUGGUGAGUCACCCAAACCGCCAAGGAAAUGCACUGCACGCGCUCGUCGAGACGUGUGCCGUGUGCAACGACGCAAAGAUCUCCAUGGACGCGCACAAGCAGUACAAGGCCGUUGGUCAGGCAACCGAGGCUGCGCUGCGCACCUUGGUGGAAAAGAUCGGCCACCACGACGGCGUAAAGCAGGCGCACAUCACCGCCCUCUCGCCGGAAAUGCGCGCAAACGGCGUGUGCUCUGCGUACGUCGAGGAGCAUCCGCGCCUCUACACGUACGAAUUCACGCGCGACCGCAAACUCAUGUCGACCAUGGUCCGCCAAGGGACCAAUGGUGCGCGCCUCCUUGUCAAAGGGGCGCCUGAAUCGGUGCUGGACCGCUGCACACAGGUAUGCGGCGGCGCGGCGUGCAAGCCUCUGGACGAGCGCACGCGUGCAGAGAUCGAAGCGCAGGUGUGCGAAAUGGGCAAACAAGGACUGCGUGCACUGGCAAUUGCCGUGCGUGAUGAUCUCGACGCUACGCGUGUCCCCAACACGGUGCAGCAAUUUGGCGAGCUCGAGCACAACCUUGCCUUUGUCGGCAUUGUCGGCAUGCGCGAUCCUCCGCGCCCGGAAGUGCGCGAGGCUGUGCAGGCUUGCAAGAAUGCCGGCGUCCGCAUCGUUGUCAUCACGGGCGACAACCAGCGAACGGCCGAAGCCAUCUGCAGUCAGAUUGGCUUGUUUGACGAGCAAGGUACGGACAAGAUUUCCUACACGGGCCGCGACCUCGACAUUAUGAGCGACGCUGAAAAGAAGAAGAUGGCGCAGCACGCUGUGUUGCUUUCGCGCACAGAGCCAUCGCACAAGAGCCAAAUGGUAGACCUCUUGCAGGCACAAGGCCAAGUCGUUGCCAUGACUGGUGACGGUGUCAACGACGCGCCUGCCCUGAAACGUGCAGAUAUCGGCGUUGCAAUGGGCACUGGCACCGAUGUUGCGAAGCUCGCUGCGGAUAUGGUGCUGGCCGACGACAAUUUUGCGACGAUUGUCGCGGCGAUUGAGGAAGGCCGCAGCAUUUACAACAAUAUGCAGUCUUUUAUCCGCUACCUGAUCUCGUCCAACAUUGGCGAGGUGGUCAGUAUUUUCCUGACCGUGCUCCUGGGCAUGCCCGAGGCGCUGAUUCCUGUGCAGCUUCUCUGGGUCAAUCUGGUCACCGAUGGCUUGCCGGCCACCGCGCUUGGCUUCAAUCCCCCUGACGGCGCUGUGAUGAAGCUGAAGCCGCGCCGCCGCGACGAGCAGCUCAUUUCUCGGUGGCUGUUUGUUCGGUACAUGCUGAUUGGCACGUUUGUGGGUGUGGCUACCGUGUUUGGCUAUGCGUGGUGGUUCAUGUUUUACAGCAAUGGGCCGCGCAUUACCUUUUACCAGCUCACCCACUUCCACCACUGUGCCACGUCUUUUCCCGAGAUUGGUUGUGCCAUGUUUCACGACGAAGCGGCGCGCCAUGCGUCGACAAUGAGCUUGAGCAUUUUGGUCACGAUCGAGAUGCUGAAUGCCUUUAACUCGCUUUCGGAUGUGGAUAGUCUGCUCACACACUCGCCUCUCAAGAACCUUUGGCUGGUCGGUGCUGUGAUGUUGUCCAUGAUGCUGCACAUGAUGAUUCUCUACGUGCCCUACUUCCGUGAACUCUUUUCGAUCACGCCGCUGAAUGGGAAAGAAUGGACCGCAGUGUUUGUUAUUUCUUUCCCGGUGCUGCUGAUUGACGAAGUGUGCAAAUGGCUCACGCGGCGGGAUAUUGCACAGCAGGGUGCAGUCAAGGGUAAAAAGGAGCAGUAA